Durusdinium trenchii is the source of this 696-nucleotide messenger RNA. The record is from the annotation of a GenBank genome assembly. Lineage: Eukaryota; Dinophyceae; Suessiales; Symbiodiniaceae.
AUGCUGAAUGGCUUGAAGUACAGAGGGGAUAAGAAAGGUGAAACAGAGGCAGGUAAGAUCCUUGAAGCCUACAACCAGAUGACCAUGGAGAACAAGAAGGGUUUGCUUGAGCGCUACAAGACUGAGGGUGGCUUGAAGAACCUUCAGUGGGUCAAUGAGUACUUUGAGACAGCGCAUGCUCUGCUUGAGUUUUCCAAGUACUGGUACAGCAAGCAGAAACAUGUCCAAGAGGACAAAAACAAAGUCGACCAGACCAUGAAGCUGGGCACCAACCUUGGCAUGGCCACCAUGCAAAAGGCGAUUGGCAAUUCAGCAUCCAGCAGUGAUCCCAAAGUGAAACUUGAGAACCCAAGCUGGGUGCAGCUGAACUCACAAUUGCAAAUUGCAGCUGCUCUGAAGGGCAGACUUGAAAAACAAGUCUUCGAAAGCACGGCCUGUCAAAAAGAAUUGGAGGCCAGUGGCAAGCCAGAGUUCAACGAGUUUUUGAAGAGUGUGUCAUAUGCUCUGGGCAAAGCCGAGGCAGCGCUGGCUUCCUUGAGGACCAACUUGGCUCAGGGAAAGGAUAUGUCGGUCUCCAGUGACAAGACAGACUGCUCCACUUUGAAGAAGGCCUUGGAGGGUGACACCAACAAUGGCUCCAUGCACUUGGAUGGCCUGAAAGCUUUGCGCAAGCGCCUCAAGUCAUUUUUGACCUGA